Fragaria vesca subsp. vesca is the source of this 1782-nucleotide messenger RNA. Its product is annotated as C-terminal processing peptidase, chloroplastic-like. Bases 154 to 1782 code for a protein of 542 amino acids. The record is from RefSeq and is a predicted model, not a curated record. The transcript is spliced from 13 exons. Lineage: Eukaryota; Viridiplantae; Streptophyta; Magnoliopsida; Rosales; Rosaceae. Gene Ontology annotation, molecular function: serine-type peptidase activity; protein binding; endopeptidase activity. Gene Ontology annotation, biological process: proteolysis.
GAUCACCUCCGACUUCUCACCUCAGAAAAGAAAUGACACGUGUCUGUUACUCAGUGGUCGGUCGUAUGGGUGACGUGGUGCGUGUGCCGCACCUAAGAAUAAGAUAGUAUCUGAACGGAAACCAAGAGCGCUCUCCUCCCAGGCUCUCCGUUAAUGGAGGUCUUCGCUACCUCUGCAUCCUGCCCUCAUUUCCUCGUUUCAAAAUUUCACCGGAACCCUAAUUCUGCCUCCAUCAAAACCACUCCUCAGGUGUUGAAAUGGAAAUGUCUGCCACUAGGGGUUGUAGAAGCUCGAGCGAAGUGUUCCUUAAUGCGUGCAAGGACAGGUUCUGUUAAAAGAACGAUGUGUUAUGGUCGUAGUGAUGGGUCAUCUAAACAUAAUUUAUUGCUUGGACCAAUACGGAGGUUGAACCAGAGUCUUGUUUCUCAGUGUGGUUUGUUUUCUGCAAGUUAUAGUAAGCUCAAGGAAAAGCUUAAAUUGAGGAGACUUGCCGGCAGUCUCCAUAAAGUGAUAAACUGUCCUGAAAAAUUUAGACAGCGUGUCUUUGUUCGAUUUGUUGUUGGAGUGAUGGUUGUCAUGUCGGUUUCUGUUUCUGUUAGCAAGGUUCCAUCAUGGGCUCUUACUGAAGAGAAUCUUCUGUUCUUGGAGGCUUGGAGGAUGAUUGACCGCUCUUAUGUUGAUAAAAGUUUCAAUGGACAAAGUUGGUUUCGGUACAGAGAGAAUGCACUGCGCAAUGAACCAAUGAAUAACCGAGAAGAGACAUAUACCGCAAUCAAAAAGAUGCUUGCCACAUUGGAAGACCCUUUCACUCGGUUUCUUGAGCCGGAAAAGUUCAAGAGUCUACGGUCUGGUACUCAAGGCGCUCUUACAGGCGUAGGGCUGUCAAUUGGCUACCCUACAAAAUUUGAUGGAUCAUCAGCUGGUCUAGUUGUUAUUUCAGCUGCUCCAGGUGGUCCAGCAAAUAGAGCUGGCAUCUUGUCUGGGGAUGUCAUUUUGGCAAUUGAUGAUACAAGCACCGAAACAAUGGGCAUAUAUGACGCAGCAGAGCGGUUACAGGGAUCAGAAGGAAGUUCAGUGAAAUUAACUGUUCUUAGUGGACCUGAAAUCAAGCACUUGGAUUUAGUGCGGGAGAAAGUCUCGCUGAAUCCAGUGAAGUCAAGACUAUGUGUAGUGCCGCAAUCAGGCAAGAAUUCUCCUAGGAUUGGCUAUAUCAAGCUAACAACAUUCAAUCAAAAUGCAUCUGGUGCUGUGAAGGAAGCAAUUAAAACUUUAAGGGAUAAUAAUGUUAAUGCCUUUGUGUUGGACCUUCGAGACAAUAGUGGUGGUUCUUUCCCAGAAGGAAUUGAAAUUGCCAAAAUUUGGUUGGACAAAGGCGUGAUUGUAUAUAUUUGUGAUAGUCGUGGUGUUCGUGAUAUAUAUGACACUGAUGGAAGCCAAGCAGUAGCCACUAAAGAACCCCUAGCUGUGCUGGUGAACAAGGGUACUGCUAGUGCAAGUGAAAUAUUAGCCGGGGCAUUGAAAGACAAUAAUCGUGCUGUGUUGUUUGGAGAACCUACAUUUGGGAAAGGGAAGAUUCAGUCAGUUUUUGAGCUGUCUGAUGGUUCGGGCUUGGCUGUUACUGUUGCUCGUUAUGAGACACCUGCUCACACAGACAUAGACAAGGUUGGUGUGAUUCCAGACCAUCCUUUGCCAACCUCAUUUCCGAAAGACGCAGACAGUUUCUGUAAGUGCCUCCAGGACCCUGCCUCUACUUGCAACAAGGUGGAACUAUUUGCAAGAUGA